GUUCAAAGAAAAUGGCAGCUUCCAGAGGAGAAUCAACGUGAUUUUACACCGACAGUAUAUUGCUCAUAGUAAAUCAUUAUACGCGAAGAAAUACAGAUGGGGAAAUCGAAGGCAGAGAAUACGUUCAGGUUUCAGACAUUUACUGAACGAAUAGCCAGUGUAAACAUUGAUGUCAUCCACAAGAUCAGACAUCAUGAUGACACUCCAGAUGAAACUUCCACUUAUUUUUGUGAAGCAUUACAAAAAUGGUCAGAGUUGAACUGCACAGAGCAUUUUGCAAACUUUAGGAAGGAGAUAAGUGACCAAGUGCAGACAUUUACACAGCUGGUUCAUCACAAGGAAGAAAUCAUCACCGCAUUAAAGAAACACUUGGAUAUUCCUGAUAGCUUGGCACUUGGACCACUUCUGAAUUUACUGGUGCAGCUGGCCCGAGAUCUUCAGACAGACUUCUACUCUUAUUUCCAUGAAUUUUUUGACUUGUUGGUUGGUCUCCUCAGCAAAAAUGGCCAGAACCCAGAAAUUCUGGAAAGCAUUUUCUCAGCCCUGUCCUAUAUCUUCAAGUUCCUCUGGCGUUACUUAGUUAGAGACAUUAAGGAUGUAUACCAGUACUUUUCUACUCUGUUAAGAAAGAAUAAUAGAGAAUAUAUCGUGAACUUUGCUGCUGAGAGUUUUGCUUUUCUGAUGAGAAAGGUGAAAAACCAUGGAGAGUUGUUUGACUUUUUGUUCCUUACUUUAGUUGAGGCACUCGAGACUGCAGAAGGUGUGGGUCGCCUGUUAUUUGAGAUGGUUAAAGGUGUUCAGAAACAGUUUCACAGCUGUACACAAAAGACAUUCCCAGUUGUACUUAGCAAACUUGGUGAAUGUCAGGAUGGUCAAUAUGAACAGUUACCCUGGGACCUUGUGGAAGGUGCAGUCACUGAAAUGUUUGUGUCAAUGGCAAAACAUACCGACAAGAAAAACUCUUCUGAUAUAUGGAAAAUACUAAUUUCCUCAGUUGACAAUGUUUAUCAGAAUUCAACAAAAGCUGCCAAGAAAAACAAGCCAAAAAUUUCCACUCAUCUGUUGCGACUUUUACGUUUAAUGAACAUAUGGAUAAACCACAGGAAGGGAAAGAUUGUAGCAGAACCUGACACUGUGGCGCAGUGUCUGCUGACGUUACUAAGGGGAGAUUCCUUAACGGAGGAUACUGGGGGACAGCUACUGGAUGUGGUUGCUAGUCUUCUAGUUACCUGUACUGCAGUUCUACCUGUAGAAAGCACGGUCAAACUAGUCUCUAGUGUGUACAAGACAAAAUACUCUGAAAACCAUGUGUAUUCUUUCACUAGAGCUGUCCUUCAUCUCCCAGUAUUUGAGAAGGAUGUUUUGCCCUCCUUGCUACCAUACUGUCAUCAAGUGAUGUGUGGAAAUAACCACUCCUCACAGCAGCAGACAAUCCAUAUUCUGACAGAUGUCAUUCAUCAUAAAGCUCCACCCCCUUCUGAUGGCAGUCAGCUUGCUCAACUGCAGGCUUACAUGCUAGACUUUGGGGUCACUAAGAAGACAGGACUUCCAAAUCACAUUAUGACUGUGUUAAAGAACACCUCCUCCUCUGAUGCAUUGAGUGGUAGAUGUUUACCUGAAGUCUGGUCUGCAUUACAACUACUGCCCCACGUCAGACCCAUACUUGACAAGGAAGAGGCCAUCAAGAUUGUAACAGCAUUAUUCAAAAAUUGUUUGAAGAACAUCUUAUCAGAUGAUGCUCAGAUUUCCACAGAUGAAGUUUUAAACAUCAUGUACAACUGUAUCCUGGCCUUGCUUUAUAUACAAGACGAUGGAGAAAUGUUUAGCUGCAUUUCAUUGACAGAUGUCCUUUCUCUUUUGAGAUGUUUUUCUGAUCAUGUGACAGCCCUAGAGUUAACUGACCUUUACUUCACACAAGCCUCACUAGAUGGCAGCAGCAGUAUCACAUCUGAGGAUACUUUCUUACAAGUUUACCCCAUACUUGAAAAAAAUAUUUCCUCUCCUUUCUCAAAGAUCAGAAUGCUGACCCUGAGAAUUCUGUCGCAGUUCUCAUUUAGACUGCCAUCACAAGGAGAAGACGAGGCCACAGAACAGCUAGAUGUAUUCAGGAUUUGUCUUGAGGCAGAGUUAGUUCCCCUUAGCGUACAGGACUCCAGAUGGAAGCUGAUGUUUUUGCAGAGGCUGCAGUUUGACAUUGUCCAGAAGUCCAUCCCUGUGGGGCCUUUUACUUUAGUACCGUUGAAGUAUUUGAUUGGUUCUCUGCACAUUGGCUUUAAGUUGCUGUGGGAUCCUGUCACAAAACUAAUUGCUAGUCAUGCUGUGGGCCUAGAUAAAACAGUUUUCUGGGAUUUAUACAGGCUGGUUCUACAAGAUGCAGCUCAAAAGUGUGAGGAAUCUUUACACCAGACAGAUUCCACACCUAGUACAGAACAGGAGCCAAUGGAGGAAGAUGAUGAUAACAUGAGACAACUUUUUGUGAAGAGCUGUAGAUCACAUGAAAGUAUAGAAAAGCCAGACUUUGCCAACUUUAGGUUCUACCUGUGGAAGUCAAUGCAUCUGUUUCCAGACUUAUGUGAAAAGAAAAAUAGGGAUCUUGUUUCUUUGUUGUUGAACUUUAUGAGUAUGGAGUAUUACAAUGUGGAUUUGUCAGCGGCUCCCACUCAGAACUUACAGAGACAAGAGACUCAAGUGUCAUCUAAGGAGGAGGAGGAGGUGGAAGAGGAUGAAUUAGAUGAAGAGGAAGAAGAAGAAGAGGAUCAUGUGGAAACCAGGGCUCAGAGGAAAAGUAAAGAUAGAAAGAAAGGAAGAAAAGGGAGAAAGUCUGAGUCUAAGUCAGAUAUGGAAGAAGAUUUAAUGGAUGCUGAGAAAGGUGGUGAUGAGAGAAAAAGAAAAACCAAAGAGAAAGGGGGCAACACAAAGGGUGCUAGGACCAAAAGAAGGGCAGCUACUAGUGCCCUUAUUGUACAUUUGGAACUCUUCAGUAAAUUCUCCAGCCCAAAGUCCUUAUAUAGAGAAACUGAAGUCAGACAUCUGUAUGAACAGCUUUUAUUGCAUAAAAAUGGCAGAGUUCAGAAGGUGGCCUUUAGUUGCAUCAUGACCUACAAACAUAAAUUCCUAGUGCCAUACAAGGAGAAUUUUGAGAACCUGCUGAAUGAUGCCAAGUUUAAGACAGAGAUUGUUCUGUUCAGUAUUGAUCAUGAGAACAGCAUAGUGAGCCCAGAACACAGAGACCAGGUGCUGCCUAUCUUAAUGAGGAUACUUUAUGGAAAGAUGCACAGUAAGACAGGAAAGGACUCGGCAGGGAAGUCCCACAGUCAGUUCAGAAGGUCCAUAGUGUUCCGAUUCCUCAGUGGCUGCAGUGGAGAGGAAAUUAUCAAGUUUAUGGACAUGGUGUUUGAGAGCUUCAAACACUUUGUCUCUGAUGAUGCUCUGACUAUGGUGUGUAAAACAGAAAAAGAAAUUGAUCUAUCCCAAGUGAUUCCUCUGAGGAAAAUGAAUGGGGCAUUGAAUACAGUGGAUAUGAUUGUAAAGAAGUUGGGGCACCUGAUUGAGGGUUACCUCCCUUCCCUACACUGUAUCCUCUUGGGAUUAACUGCUACCUGUGUGGCCUGUCUAGAGAGAAGGGAAGGGAUAUCCCCAGGGGCCCUCAAACCCCUCAAAAACAUCAGGCAGUUAUGUAUCACUCAGAUAAUGCAGUUCUAUGAUGUGUUUGACACCUAUAAGUUUUCACCAAAAGAGAUAGAUGCCAUGUUUCAUGUUGCUGUCUGGCCACAGCUACCCAAACUUCAGUAUGAAGGAAUCUAUCACCCAACACCCCUUCUUAAACUCCUACAUAUGUGUGCAGCAAACAGGAGAUAUUUGACAUUGUUGGCAAAGUGUCAUGAUACUGACCCUGACUUGACCCCAGUAAGUGCAGUUCUUAAGCUUCUGAAUGCCAAGGAAGUAAACAAAACUGUGACCGACUUCAUCAUUGAGAUGCUUAACAACCUGUUGUUAGGGGAGGAGGAAGAGGAAGUGGAAAACCUCACCAUGGCAACACCAGUCAAGGUCAACAAAAUGGUGCAAAUAAAUGUAUCAGAAAUAGGACAGUUUGGAGCAGAACUACUGAAACCACAUGUGUCAGAUAUCUUGACAUACCUACAGAAGGCUAUAAAAAGUAUCAAAGGUCAUGGUAAAAGGUCACAAACAGCAGGAAAAGAGUUGUCUAUUUUGUCAAGAAUCAGUGAAUUUGUAACUGACCAAUCAGAAUGCCUGGCAUUGAUAGAUUUGCUUCUCCCAUUUCUUGGGGAGGGGCUUAGUAGACUACCUGACACUGAGGUCAACAUUCUGACCAGUAUCAGGAACCUGGUGGACAAAGUCAAGGACAAGAAAAAGUUCUACAGAUCAUUCUGCCAGCUAUUUGGUUACAUUCAGAAUCGCCAGUCCAGAAUUCUGCUUUGCCAACUAAUUCAGGUUAUUGCAGAGAAUAAUGAAGAAUUACAAGAGAUAGCACAGCUUUUAUCAGAGUUAAAUGCCUGGGACCCCAAACACACAGAGGAGCCAGAUUACAUGAAAAGACUGAAUGCUCACAAGAAAGUUAAUGAGGCCAUCAAAGGGAUGGAGGAUGAAUUAGAUGUGGACUUCCUGCUUCCUGUUCUCCAUUCUUGUUGCUAUUGCAUCAAAAAUAUAGAUGAUAUGUCAUUGAGGGAUAAUGCCACCCACACACUGGUUACCAUGGUGAAGCAAUUCAGUCGUCUGACCUAUGACCAGGAUGUUUUCAGAGAUCUGAUUUCUAAUGGACUUAUUCAUGAAGUCAAAGCAGGCUUUAGGAACAAAAAAGAGCAUGUGCGACAUGAGUUCAUUGCUGUUCUAUCUGUACUGGUGGAUACAUUCCCAUCACAUGACAUGUUUGCUGACCUUGUGAUUCUCAAGGACAAAGACGUAGAGGCUGAUUUCUUUGAAAAUAUACGGCACAUCCAGACACACAGACGAUCGAGAGCAUUAAAAAAGAUGAACAGGACAUUACAGUCUCGAUCUGUUCGUAAAGAGAUCCUGGUCUCUUAUUUACUUCCCCUAACCUCUUCCUUCCUGCUUGAUGAGACUUUUACAAAAGCCCAGGGUCUGCAAGAAAGUGCCAUAGAUGCCAUGGGAGUUCUGUGUAAACAACUACCUUGGCAUGUUUAUAUAAAUCAGCUGAAAUACUUUCUGUCCUUGUUGUCAAAGAAGUUUGAGAAGAAAAAACUCUUGGUCAGGGUGAUUGUUGGUAUUCUGGAUGCAUUCCACUUUGACCUCAGAAAUUCUCAACAUUCUGUGAACAAUUUACCAGAUUCUGUUGCAAAGAAAAAAGCUAAAGGGGAAAUAACAGAGGAGCCAAAUCCUUUUGAAAAUGAAGAACAAGAAGCAGAAAACACAGAGGAAACUGUAGAUGCAAUACCCACAGUUCCAGAGGAAACUGAUGAAACCAUGGAAACAAACUCUGGCUCUCAAACAAAACAGUUUGAUUCCAUUGUGAUAUGUUCAGUUGGUCAGGCCACUAGAAUUCACUGUACCAUAAUGAAGUCAGUUAUCCCUAGCUUACAGAGAUGUCUUACAAAGAAGGAGAAGAAUGAAGAUGAACACAAGCUGGCUAGGAAUAAUUUGGCAGAGGACAGUGAAGUACUGAGAGUGCCUAUAGCUCUAGCUAUGAUAAAAUUGUUACAGAAUCUUCCUCAUAAAUCACUGGAGCGGAACCUUCCAGGAAUCCUGUUGAAAGUGUGUAAUUUUAUGAAGUCUAGAGCUGUGGACAUCAGAAACACUGCUAGGGAUACACUAGUGAAGAUUACCACUUCCCUUGGACCAAGAUUUUUUCCAUACAUUUUGUCAGAACUUAGAGGAACAUUGAGGAAAGGGUAUCAGGUCCAUGUUCUGUGCUACACUGUUCAUGUGCUGCUUAAGAAUUUGUUGCCUGUGCUUAAACCAGGAGAACUAGAUGUUUGCAGGAAGAGUCUUCAAGAUGUUUUCCAUGAAGAUUUAUUUGGACAAGUGGCAGAAGAGAAGGAGGUUGCUGGUGUUACUAGUAAACUGUUUGAGGCCAGGUCUAUGAAGAGUUACGACUCGUACAAAAUACUAGCUCAAGUCAUCAGUAAAGAAUCACUCAUGGCAUUCAUCACUCCACUGAAAGAGGUUCUUGAUUCUACACACAGCCACACUGUAGCAAGAAAGGUACAGGAAGUCCUAAAGAAAGUGGUGACAGGAUUACUGGACAACCCAGGUCUGGAUACAGAGUCUCUGAUGAUAUUUACCCAUGGAUUAAUCACUCAGUCAUUUCCACAACUAUCUGACAAACAGAGCAAGCAGAAGAAAACUGAAGAAAAGGAGACCCAGUCCUUUAGACCUUCAAGUUGUCUCCUGUUACCAGAGGAACCCAAGCGUGGAGGUGACAAACCCAAACUGAGUAAGAAGACGAACAUCCAUGUCUUGGUGGAGUUUGGUCUCCAGCUUCUGUGUCUGUGUCUAAAGAGAGGCCGCUUGGUGGCAACAGAGGAAAACCACUGUAAAUUAGUGGACCCUUUUAUCACCAUCUUAGUAGACUGUCUGCAUUCUAAGCAUAUCAGGAUUAACACCUUAAGUCUGAGAUGUUUGUGUUGGUUACUGAAAUUCAAAUUACCAUCUGUGGAUGAUAACAUCAGGAAACUGGCCAAUGGAAUGUUUGUUAUUCUGAAAAAUUAUGCCUCAGCAGGUGCUUCUAAGGGAGAGAACUUAGAGCUAAUUUCUAUGGCAUUUAAGGCUGUGACGGUAUUGGUAAGAGAUGUGAAGAUUUACAAACUGAAUCAAACACAACUCCAAGUUCUGUUGACUUUCUGUGAAGAAGACUUGUAUGAUUACAACAGACAGAGCACUGCCUUCUCUCUUUUAAAGGCCAUAUUGUCUAGGAAGUUGAACGUCCCAGAAGUGUUGGAGUUGAUAAAGAAGGUGGAGGGUAUGUCCAUCACAGCUGACUCUCCCCAUGUCAGGAGGGAGUGUAGACAGAUAGCCCUGCAGUACAUCCUGGAAUAUCCCCUGGGAAAGCUCCUUGAUAAACACCUGGAGUUUUAUGUCACACAGUUGUCUUAUGAGAUGGAGAUGGGACGCGAAUCUGCUUUGGAAAUGUUGGCCACUAUAUUUUCUUCAUUUCCUCAGAACAUCUUGAAUGAUCAUGCAGGAAUGUUCUUUAUACCUAUGUCUGCAGCUCUUGUUAAUGAUGAAUCCACAAAGUGUAGAAAACUCACAGCACUUGCCAUCAAAUCGCUUUUGCAAAAGAUAGAUCACAAUUCAAGAAAGGAACUCUUUAACAUCACCCAAAGAUGGUUUACCGAUGACAAGAUAAACCAUCGGAUCCUUGCCGCUCAGCUGACUGGUCUAUUUAUAGAAGUAGAGUCCACAAAGUUUACACACCACUUGUCUGUGUUAUUACCUUUAAUUCAACAGCAGACAGACCCAGGGAGAUAUGAAGAAAAUCCCCUGAGUUCUGAUGGAGAAACAGAGAAAGAUAGACUACUUUUCAACUGUUUAAAUACACUCCUCAAGCUACUGAGGGAAUGUGACAUAAUCAGGGAUGUUAAAUGGAUGGAAGAAAUGAAUAUCAUAUGGGAAUAUGUUGUGAGUCAUUUGGGAUAUGAACAUAUGUGGGUGCAGUUGGCAUCCUGCCAACUGAUUGGUCUGUUGUUUGCUGCAUGGACUCCAGAGGAAAUUGUACAGCCCUCCUCUAGUUCUGCUAAGCGUGAUUUCAUUAAAACGGACUCCAUUAAAAAGUUGGAGAGUCUGGCAUUGGACCUGAUAUCACAGCUUCAGUCACAGUAUUUAACAGAAGAAUUAGCCAAUCAAAUCAUCAAAAACAUGGUGUUCAUUGCCAAGGUAGCCAAGCUUCUCUCUGACAGAGAGAGUUUUAGUGACUCUGUAGAAAAAGAAAAUAGUGGAACAAAGGACAAAAAGUGUCUUUCAUUGCAAUGGUUAAUCAAGAAAAUGAUAAGGGAAGCAAACCACGAGGCAGUGAACCAACCAAAAACUACAAUAAAGAGAUGUAGUGUAUUUAAGUGGGUGGCAGCUGUCAGUAUGGACCUCGGUCCUACACUUCUCCCCAGUGUUGUUCCAGUCAUGAUGCCAGCUCUACAAAGGGAGACAAAUGAGAAUAAUCCAAAUACUGAUUCAUCACUUAAAAGACUUGCACAGGAAGUGUUGGAUAUACUCAAGAAGAUCCUUGGCGUGGAAACAUACACCCAGCUUUUUGCAAAAACUCACAAAGAGCAGUUCGACAGAAAGGAAACAAGAAAAAGAAAAGAUGCCGUUGAGGCGGUCUCUAAUCCACAAUAUGCAGCUAAAAAGAAGAUGAAGAAAAACUUGGCAAAAAGAGAGGCAAAGAAGAGGAAGAUAGAGGAAUACCGUGUGUCUAAGAAAAUAAAGAAACGAAAAAUAAAAGACUUUGCUAUUACAUCUUGAAAAUUGACUCUGUGAUACAUGAAAAUGAAAAUUAUUUGAAUUCAUUUUUACCAUUAUUUUGUCAUACAUGUAAAUGUACAAUAUUAUGUUUCUGCAUUUUAGCUCAUCAUAAAUCAUGAUUUGAUCUGGAGCUGCAAAUACUUGUUCUUAUUGUUAGCUGAUGUUAAUAAACCCAUGUGUUAGCAAAGCUGACA
This is a messenger RNA of Saccostrea echinata, 8627 nucleotides long. Its product is annotated as small subunit processome component 20 homolog. The transcript has 62 exons. Gene Ontology annotation, cellular component: small-subunit processome; 90S preribosome; nucleolus. Bases 97 to 8433 code for a protein of 2778 amino acids. NCBI's taxonomy places the organism in Eukaryota, Metazoa, Mollusca, Bivalvia, Ostreida, Ostreidae. The record is from RefSeq and is a predicted model, not a curated record.